Molecule: messenger RNA, 1887 nt
Organism: Serinus canaria (Common canary)
Lineage: Eukaryota; Metazoa; Chordata; Aves; Passeriformes; Fringillidae
Product: scale keratin-like
Exons: 3
Coding region: 173-979 (268 amino acids)
Cellular component (GO): intermediate filament
Molecular function (GO): structural constituent of cytoskeleton
Source: RefSeq, a predicted model, not a curated record
AGAAUUAAAUCCCUCCGUGUGAGGGUUGUUCUGUGUGGGACCGGAGGCACGGAGGGCGUUUUGUCCUUGUAAGCACUUUGGGAAAUGUAUAAAAGCUGCCACCACUCCGAGCCUCUCCAUCCACAUCCCCUGAGUUAUUCGCCUUGGUGAACAGGCCUCCCAGCACAGAAGGAUGUCCUACUCCAGCCAGUCCUGCGGCGUCAGCUGCCCCCAGCCCAUCGCCGAGAGCACCAACGAGCCGUGUGUGCAGCAGUGCCCCGACUCCAGAGCCCUGAUCCUGCCCCCACCAGUGGUGGUGACCAUCCCGGGCCCUGUGCUCAGCACCUGCCCUCAGGAGAGCGUGGUGGGAUCGUCGGGCCCAGCCUUGCCGGGGCGUUCCUUCAGUUCCCGAAGCUCACAGGGCUACGGGGGCUCCUUUGGGCUGGGAGGAUCUGGGGGUUCUGGGGGCUAUUUGGGCUCCUCUGGCUAUGGGGGCUCCUUUGGGUCUGGAGGUUAUGGGGGCUCAUCUGGCUAUGGGGGCUCCCAGGGCUAUGGGGGUUCCCUUGGAUAUGGGGGCUCCCGUGGCUAUGGGGGUUUCUCAGGCUAUGGGGGCUCCCUUGGCUAUGGGGGAUCCCUUGGCUAUGGGGGCUCCCUUGGCCUGGGAAGCUGUGGGGGCUAUGGGGGCUCCCAGAGCUAUGGGGGCUCCCUUGGAUAUGGGGGCUCCCUUGGCUAUGGCCGUUCCCUGGGUUAUGGAGGUGACACUGGCUAUGGGGGCUCCCUCGGGGGCUAUGGGGGCUCCUUUGGGGGCUAUGGGGGCUCCCUGGGGGGCUAUGGGGGCUCCCUCGGGGGUUAUGGGGGCUCCCUGGGGGGCUAUGGGGGCUCCUUUGGCAAUUGUGGGAGGUCCUACAGCUCUGGCUUCUCCUCACGGGGCCUGGGCUAUUCCCUGCCUGGCUCCCAGAGAUGGAGCAGGUCCCGCCGUGGGAGCUGUGGGUUUUUCUAAAGCCCCCCUGACAGUGCCAGCCUCCAGAGGCAGUGCCAGCCCUGGAGCCUGGCCCAGGCCAUCGGGACACCGGGCAGAAGCCGAUUGAGUGUGCCCAGCAACGCUGGGUGUGCCCAGAGCCCUCCAUCCCCUCUCUCUGCCCUGAGCCCUCCAUCCCUCGGGCUUCCCUGAGCCCUCCAUCCCCUCUCUGUGCCCGGACCCCUCCAUCCCUGGCUUGUCCUGGUCCUGAGCUGGUCCCUGCUCCCAGAGCCCGAGUUCUGCAUUCCCUGCUGCCCCUGGGAUCGCCUGGAUUCCCUGCCCUUGGCUGUUGCUGUUCUCUCUGACAUUAAACCCCUGUUGGUGUUGCACAAAAGUCUCUCUGGUUUUCAUUGGUCCUUGCUUUCCUCUGGGGGGAUAUUCCCUCUUGUUCUGGAAGGAGAUGCCUGGAGUUCCUCGCUUGGCCAAGGCCCUUGGGUCUUUGUCAUUUGGGAAAAAGAGGAAAAGAGACAGGAAUUGGAUGCAGGAAAACUUUAUUGUCUCAAGAAGGGCAGGAGAGGCAGGGAGAGGGAGGGUGGGCAGGCCCCAGGCAGGCCGGGUGUCACGGGCUGCAGGAGGCCAGGGCAGCUUGUGCAGAGCUCAGCUUCUCCAUGCUGGGCUGAGGCGGCCCCAGGGCUUUGGGGCUGUUGCUGGUGGCUCUAGCAGGACCCGCAGGUGUCCCAGAGCUUCUUGCUGUAGCGGGGCAGGGCGCAAGGGCUGCAGGCGGGAGCAGCGUAGGCUCUGCCAAAGGUGCAGAGGCCCCCCGAGGCCUGGGUGGCGCCGGCGCCGUAGAGGCCGCCCAGCCCCAGGGAGCCGCCAAAGGCCGGUGCUCCGGAGGAGCCCACCACGGCCUGCUGGGGGAAGGAGCUGAGGAUGGGGCCGGGGAAGGUGAC